This is a messenger RNA of Zygotorulaspora mrakii, 504 nucleotides long. It is a transcript of the gene SAP30, whose product is annotated as Sap30p. The transcript has a single exon. Gene Ontology annotation, molecular function: protein binding; transcription coregulator activity. The coding region runs from base 1 to 504 and encodes 167 amino acids. Gene Ontology annotation, biological process: regulation of DNA-templated transcription. NCBI's taxonomy places the organism in Eukaryota, Fungi, Ascomycota, Saccharomycetes, Saccharomycetales, Saccharomycetaceae. Gene Ontology annotation, cellular component: histone deacetylase complex. The record is from RefSeq and is a predicted model, not a curated record.
AUGGCGAGACCCACGAACUCAAAUAGCGAGUCUGAGUCCAGAACAAGAGCGACAACUUCCGGCGGUGCUGUUGGGAACACCACUGGCGGUGCUCGGUCGAACACAAAGCAGCGGCUCACAGCUGCGCAACAACAGUACCUCAAAGACCUAGUGAAGACUCAUGUCACAAACAACCAUCCGGAUCUCACACCCAAGCCCACUCCAAUUGACUUUGAGUCGUAUCCGGACCAGUUCUUGCGACAGUACAAGGAGCGGUUCAAGCUGAAGAUUGAGGACAAUAUGACAAUCCAGGGAUAUCUACUAGGCUCGCAACUGGGGGCCAAGACGUGCUCUUAUAAGAAAAAUGCACAGUCGCACGAUAGAAGAGUUCACAAGAAAGAGCUCGCCACAGAAGUGAAGAAGCACUUCACCUCCUACGGCAUCAAGGAAGCAGAAUGCAUACCGCAGUUCAUAUACAAAGUGAAAAAUCAGAAGAAAAAGUUUCGAAUGGAAUUUCGAGGAUAG